Molecule: messenger RNA, 228 nt
Organism: Stereum hirsutum FP-91666 SS1
Lineage: Eukaryota; Fungi; Basidiomycota; Agaricomycetes; Russulales; Stereaceae
Exons: 1
Molecular function (GO): protein binding
Source: RefSeq, a predicted model, not a curated record
CUCGUACAAUUAGCCAAACAGGCAAAGGAAAUACAGGCAGAUCUGCACGCCUUGAAGCAGAUUUUGAGCCCUAUGCGUCGUCUCCCUCUCGAGUUGCUGUCGAGGAUAUUCUUCCAUGUUCUCGAAGAUCAUGACAGUGACGAUCAAGCCGUAAUGCACAGUCUCUCCUUGAUCUGUCAGGUCUGCUCCGGAUGGCGAGCACUCGCUUUCGGGACCCCUCGCUUGUGG